AUGGUAGCGGAAACCAAACUCUACGAUGCCUUGAGCGUCAAGCCCGAAGCCACCCAAGAUGAAAUAAAGAAAGCAUACCGCAAGGCUGCCCUCAAGCACCACCCAGACAAGAACAAGGAUAACCCUCAAUCCGCCGAAAAAUUCAAAGAUGUCUCACAAGCCUACGAAGUCCUCUCUGACCCCGAAAAACGCAAGGUCUACGACCAGUUCGGACUCGACUAUCUGAUGCGCGGCGGCCCUGCACCCCCACCACCCGGAAGCGGCAGUGGCGGAGGAACCGGCUUCGACGGCGGCAUGCCCGGAGGAUUCAACUUUGGCGGCAUGCCUAGCGGCGGAAGCCGGAAGUUCCACUUCUCGACCGGUCCUGGCGGCGGCGGUGCCGGCGGGUUCAGCUUCAGUGAUGCGGAUGAUAUUUUCCGGAACUUCGCUAAGGGCAGUGGCGGCAUGGGCGGUGGUGGUAUGGGCGGUGGUAUGGGCGGCAUAGACGACGACGAUUUGCUCUCAUCCGUGUUUGGUAGCGGUAUGGGUGGAGGCAGUGGCUUCCGCAGCAGUCGCCCGGGUGCUGGAUACUCCAAGCCUAAGCGUGCGCCUACGCCUGAGCCUACUAUUGUUGAGAAAGACCUGCCUCUUACUUUGGAGGAGAUUUACAAUGGGACUUCGAAGAAGGUUAAGACGAAGAGCAAGGCCUUUGACCCGAUGGGAAAGCGGACUACACAAGAAGUCACGCUUGAAGCCAAUAUCAAGCCUGGCUUGCGUGCUGGAUCGAAGAUCAAAUACAGAAACAUCGGUGAUCAGGAAGAAGGGGGACGACAAGAUGUGCACUUGAUUGUUAAAGAGAUUCCACACCCCACCCUCAAGCGCUCUGGCGACAACCUCGUGACCGAAGUCGAACUCACCCUGAAAGAAGCCCUGACAGGAUGGGAGCGAAUCAUUCGAACCAUUGACGGCAAGUCAAUUCGCGUCUCUAAGCCUGGUCCAACCCAACCCGGUCACCAGGAACGAUACCCCGAAAUGGGCAUGGUGCUCUCGAAAGACCCUAGCAAGCGUGGCGACCUCCUCAUCCAAGUCAACGUCAAGUUCCCCACCAGCUUGACUGCACAACAGAAAGACAUUCUGAAGGAUGUCCUACCUUGA
Messenger RNA from Penicillium brevicompactum, 1134 nucleotides. RefSeq names its product putative DnaJ domain protein Psi. Gene Ontology annotation, molecular function: protein-folding chaperone binding. The coding region runs from base 1 to 1134 and encodes 377 amino acids. Gene Ontology annotation, biological process: translational initiation. NCBI's taxonomy places the organism in Eukaryota, Fungi, Ascomycota, Eurotiomycetes, Eurotiales, Aspergillaceae. The record is from RefSeq and is a predicted model, not a curated record. Gene Ontology annotation, cellular component: cytosol. The transcript is spliced from 3 exons.